UCGCCUCAAUGACGUCAUUUCAAACCGACCACGGUCAGUUCAGCGCGUAAUUUCAAAACAAGUCUGGUCUGUGUUAAUUAAACGUUUCGUUUCGGGGUCACAUUAACAUAUAGAGGUUAAGGUUGUAUAUAGAGCGGAACUGGCUGUUUUUGUGCUCGUUGUGGCAAAUUGUGACGCAAUGAAACAGCAAGAGGAUUGUUUGUCCAUUAGCCUGAGUUAACGGAAAUAUUAUUGGAAAGUAACUUUAUCAUUCUCUCGGUACCAAACUUCAAUUAUUAACUCGAUGAUGCCUUUGCGUCUAUUCAGAUAUCACUCUGUGUAGGUAUGAACGGGUGUAGGAAACUUGCUAACACUAUCUAGAAAAUUAGCGUGUGAUUUAGCCAAGCAGCUAACUAACGUUUAGCUGAAGUGUCUGUUUGUUGACAUCAGUGUCACAGUGGCUAGGAUGUAAACAGUAAACUGUAUAGUCCACAAUGGAUAAUAGUUCGUCUUCUUCUUCGUUAGUGCCUGGUGUUUCUGAAGCAUCCUUUCUGCAGAGGACGCUGGAGAGAUUGUCCUUUACCCAGUCUCUGAAAUUAAAACUAGAGGAGGCGGCUCCCGUCGCUGUCAUUGCCCUUCAGAGAUAUUUAUCUGAGCAUAGUGAGGGUCAGCAGCAGCUCGACAGCUACAGCUACGAUGUGACGGUCACCGACGGAGUCUGGCGGGCUAAAUGUUUCAUUCACCAUAGUUUAAACCACUUCGUGCACACAAAUACCCUGAGGACUGGGGCGGACGUUCGCAUCACUCAGUGUUGUUUUGUGUACAACGAGCGGAGACUGGGACAUGGUUACAUUUGCAUUGAAGACCUUAGUUGCGGCUCAGAGAGAUCCGCUCUCCUGGCCCAUAUAAGCGACGUUUGUUCACUGCCCAUGCUGACUAAACAUGGCAUGGAAAGGAGCUUGGUGUUGCAAAGUGACGUCCCCCUUCAACUCAGCCGCAAACACUACCUGUCUCUCUGGAACAACGACGCCCCGGAGGGAGACGUUUGGGUGACAGGGGCUCCCUCGUCUGACGCGGUGCUGGACGUGUCUAAGAUCACUCUUAUUUGUAGUCUGGAGUCAUGCUUCAGAAAUGCAAGCAAACCCCUCUCCCUCCUAGUGAAGAUAAUGCACAAAUCCAGGCUAAGGUAUUAUGGGAAGUUUGGACUGAAGAUUGAUUACCCCUUCCAGGCAUACUUUGAGGUCGCUGAUCAGAGUGGCAUGAUGUCCCUUGUGCUUUGGAAUGAGCUUUGUCCAGAGUUUUAUCAGAGACUCAGUGUAGGUACAGUUUUGUACCUCCAGAAUUACACCCUAAAGCAGAGUUACUCAAACCGGUCACGCCCACAAAUGGAUCAUCACCGAAUGAAGAUCUUUAACUCUGUAGAAAUCUGCCUGAACUCUCGCAACCCACCUUCAGUCAUUACUGUGAUCUCUCCAAAGAGUGUCUUGCCACAGUGGGGCCUGCCAGAGGUUUCCUACCAGUUCACCACCAGGUCAGAAUUGGACAAAUUAACCAACAAUUCAGCAUGUGAUAUUAUUGGUUUGGUAACAUUUGUUGGUCGGGUUGAAAGAGUCAAGAAUAAAGGGAGUAAGGGCCCAGAAAAAUACUGGACAUAUCGCUGGGUUCAUGCAAUUGAUGGAACAUCUAACCAUCCUUUUAUCUUGGAGAUUUUUUCCUCCUCUCAAACGGAAAUUUUCAGCCGUAUAUGUCCAAUGACCUACCUGGUUUGCACUCAGAUGAGGGUUUGUCAAGUGGAAGGUUCGUUGUCUUACCUCACAAGCAGCUGUGAAACUGAGAUUUUCAUCACUGGCUACCACAAGCGUCAGCCAUAUGUGAAUGACCACAAAGUAAAGACUUUCAUCCAGUGGACCAAGACUCUAAAGGACAAUAUUGUCCUCCAGAAGACCGCUGUUGGUGGCCAUUAUUGCUAUCCCCACCCUCCACCAGUAUUUACACAAUCAAUAACAGAUUCCUCAGCACCCGUUCCACUGGUUGCUGCUGCUGACUUGAAGAAGGAGUUAGAAAGCCUACAAUACAGGGAACAUAAAAAAGUGGCAAUUCAAGGGCAGAUUACUGCAUUGCGGUACAUGAAAAUCCCGAACUCAAACGAUUCCCAAGCAGCAGUGCAGAAAAAGCAGGUGCCACAUGUUUCUAUUGACAUAUGUGGACAAGCUGUUCAAGACACAUACGAUCAUCUGUCAACUGGGCAGACCUUGGAGCAGCCAUCAACAACUUACCCUGAGAAAGUCUCAACUAGUAGAAGCAAAAGGAGAAUUCAGACACGGUGUGAUUUGACAGAGUUAAAAGCCACACAGUCCUUGUUGAGUUGUGAUGAUGUUCCAGCAAAAAGAAGAGUAGGACACAAACACACAGAGGAAGAGCAGGAGCACAGAGAAAAGCAGUGUGACUCUGAAUCAGACGAGGUUCAUGAAUGGGAAAAUCCAACUCAAGACUCUAGUGUUUUGUAUUGGGAAAGCAGCAACUGGCUACAGCAAAAACAGGACGUGUCUGAACAUUUGACUCAAGGUGGUCUGUACCACGACAGCAUCUCUCAGAAGUUCACGUCGGAUGAGAAGAAUGCUCUCCUUCAGUGGUGUAACCUUCAGCCAACACGCUGGACACCACAGCACAACACUGACCCCAUCCCACCUGGACCUUGUCCAGGUUAUUAUAAAGUUACAAUAUUAGGAAUAAACAAGCAAAUAGCUGUUGAUGCUGCUUACCUACCUGUGGUGAGCUCAGAUGAACCCAGGGCAGUGGGUCUUCGUGACGAUCCCCAUGGCAACACAAUGGUGUCCUGCCUUUCAUCUGGCUUUCUCUGCCCUCUGGGUGACACAGCCAGCCACAGUGAUCCAGCUCUGCCUCAGCCAGAGGAGAUCUUGGCAACCGCCAGUGAGCUGGAAGAUGCACAUGUUGUGUGUGUUUUGGACAUUUGUCAUCUGGGUGAAGAUAAAGUAGAAGUCCUGAUCAGUAAGUUGUACAGAGUGACUCACAUGUCUCUCGACUAGGAGGUGCAGAAGAGCAUAUGUUCACACCUAUGAGAACAUUCUGUAAAUAUUGUCAGCAUAAAUGGAUCAUGUGAUUUGGUAUUUUUGAUAGUGUGAGCAAGAAGAACUCAACUUUAUCACAUUGUGAUACCUUUAAAGUUUUGUACCAUAAAUGUAACAUAACACUGUAAACUGUGCUUUAAUCUUUUGGUUAAUGGAAGUAGUUUAUAGUUAUAACUGAAAUGCAUAAAGAUGUGGGUUUUCUUACAAUUAGAAUUUAACCCUAUAUUCACUGUGACUGACAGAUGCACUUAAUAUUUUUUUUUAAAAUGACCCUGAGGCACAAUGAAUUAAAAGUAGUACUUUAAGUACUAGUGUCCUAUUUCCAUA
Betta splendens (Siamese fighting fish) is the source of this 3395-nucleotide messenger RNA. RefSeq names its product RPA1 related single stranded DNA binding protein (gene radx). The record is from RefSeq and is a predicted model, not a curated record. Gene Ontology annotation, molecular function: single-stranded DNA binding. Gene Ontology annotation, biological process: regulation of DNA repair. NCBI's taxonomy places the organism in Eukaryota, Metazoa, Chordata, Actinopteri, Anabantiformes, Osphronemidae. Gene Ontology annotation, cellular component: replication fork. Bases 474 to 3026 code for a protein of 850 amino acids. The transcript has 15 exons.